UAUAAAGGCCCUCCCCUUUCUUCGUCACGUCCUCUUUCAAUUUGGUGUCUUCUUUGUAGAGACACAUCUCCACAAGAUGAGAGCGAAGUGGAGGAAGAAGCGUAUGCGCAGGCUGAAGCGUAAAAGGCGAAAGAUGAGGCAGAGGUCCAAGUAGACUGGCCCAUUCCCCUACUGCUGUGAUUCUUUUUCUCCACCCACUCAAGCCCUCCGUUUGAAGCCAGCGGUCCAUGAUUUGCAAAGAGCUGAACCAUGGUCGUCUGAAGCCGGUCUCAUUGGUGUGAAGGACAGAUCCUGCCUACCCAGCCCUCUACUCUGCCAAUGGCGACUGGCCGUUGACUACUGCUAGAAUCUCUCCUGUCGUUGAAUUCUGGCCUUUUACCACCUGCACAGCUGAUUUGUUGUCAAGGCCAUAAUAAAUAUUUGGUUUACUAACUACAUUGCUGUCUCUGUAAACAUUGAUUCAGGUUCAAAUUUUAUUUGUCACACAUUUAGCGGGUGUAGUGAAAUGCAUGUCUUUUGGUCCACCCAACUUGCACUGCACUUAAGCUUUUGAUAAUGUUUGAAACUAAUAUCUGGGGAACCAGUUGGGAUGCUUUUGAAGCCCAGUUGCAGCACAAUUUGGUUUACAGCUGUAGGCUUUGAAAUGCCCUGGGGAUCAAGUAAUAAAGUUGAGGUUCCGGCCUAACUUCUCUGUGGGAUAUGAAGAUGACAUCGACAAGAGGCCUUGUACAAUUGUACCUGUCCUAACAAUGAUGUGCAUUCAGUUGCACAAACCCUGUCUAGAAUAGUGGUAUUAUGAAAAUCGCUUGCAGGUUUAUCUUGAUUGGUGCAAACUGGAAGGCCUGGUCUGUGGCACCAUCCAGUGGGUAUGAGGCAAACAGCUAUUGAGAACAUGUCUCAACUUUAAAUUCUUAAGUUCCUUAACAGUGGUCUUCCAGCGUGCCAAGUUCUCUUAGACGCUCGAUUGGCAUGUUCCCUCAUCCUGAAAGGUAUGGCAACUGCACUGCCUGUGACCGGAAGGCACAGACAGCCCAGCGCAAGGCCUGAAACUGCCAGCAACCCCAGACACUUCUGUGCUGCUGUCCAGCAGGCAGUACCAGUGCAUCAAAGCUCAGAAUACUAAUCAGUUUCUAUCCCCUGGCAGUAACACUUAUAUGGCUAACUACUGCUUUCCUGUCCACAUUGAUUGCCAUUAAUAUUUAUCCUGCUACUGGUAGUUAAAAGAAAAGUGAUCUACAUUGUAGAAUAGUUAAUACGACUGAAAUAACACAUGGAAUCAUGUUACCAUAAACAUUUAUUGUAUCUGAAUUUCUUCAAAGCAGCCACCCUUUGCCUUGACAGAUUUGCACACUUGGCAUUCUCUCAACCAGCUUCAUGAGGAAUGCUUUUCCAACAGUCUUGGAAGGUGUUUGCACCUUUCCUUUACUCUGUGGUCCAACUCAUCCCAAACCAUCUAAAUUGGGUUGAGGUCGGGUGAUCUGAUGCAGCACUCCGCUCUCCUUGGUGAAAUAGCCCUUACACAACCUGGAAGUGUGUUUUGGGUAAUUGUCCUGUUGAAAAACAAAUGAUAGUCCCACUAAGCCCAAACCAGAUGGGAUAUCGCUGCAGAAUGCUGUGGUAGCAAUGCUGGUUAAGUGUGCCUUGAAUUCUAAAUAAAUUGCUGUCACAGGCAAAGCACUAUCACGCCAUGUUUCACGGUGGGAACCACACAUGCGGAGAUAAUCCAUUCACCUACUCAUCUGGCAAAGAUGGUUGCAACCAAAAAUCUCAAAUGUGGACUCAUCAGACCAAAGGACAGAUUUCCACCGGUCUAAUAUCCAUUGCUCAUGUUUCUUGGCCCAAGCAAGUCUCCUUAUUGGUGUCCUUUAGUAGUGGUUUCUUUGCAGCAAUUCGACCAUGAAGGCUUGAUUCAUGCUGUCUCUGAACAGUUGAUGUUGAUGUGUUUGUAACUUAAACUCUGAGAAGCAUUUAUUUGGGUUGCUAUCUGAGAUGCAGUUAACACUAAUGAACUAAUCCUCUGCAGCGGAGGUAACUCUGGGUCUUCCUUUCCUGUGGCGGUCCACAUGAGAGCCAGUUUCAUCAUAGCGCUUUUGCAACUGCACUUGAACAAAUGUUCAAAGUUCUUAUUUUUUUUAAUUGACUGACCAUGUCUUAAGUAAUGAUGGACUGUCAUUUCUCUUUGCUUAUUUGAGAUGUUCUUGCCAUAAUAUGGACUUGGUAUUUUACCAAAUAGGGCUAUCUUCUGUAUACCACCCCUACCUUGUCACAACACAACUGAUUCGCUCAAACACAUUAAGAAGGAAAGAAAUUACACAAAUGAACUUUUAACAAGGUACACCUAUUAAUUUAAAUGCAUUCCAGGAUACUACCUCAUUAAGCUGGUUGAGAGAAUGCCAAGCGUGUGCAAAGCUGUCAUCAAGGCAAAGAGUGGCUACUUUGAAGAAUCUCAAAUAUAAAUCAUAUUUUGCUUUGACACUUUUUUGGUUACUACUUUUGGUUACUACAUGAUUCCAUGUGUGUUAAUUCAUAGUUUUGAUGUCUGCACUACAAUGUAGAAAAUAGUCAAAUAAAGAAAAAGCCUUAAAUGAGUAGGCAUGUCCAAACUUUCGACUGGUACUCUAUAUUCUUAUGCGCAAUGCGGAGUGCCUGGACAUAGCCCUUAGCUGUGGUAUAUUGACCAUAUACCACAAACCCCCGAAGUGCCUUAUUGCUAUUUUAAACUGGUUACCAAUGUAUUUAGAGCAGUAAAAAUAAAUGUUUUGGCAUACCAGUGGUAUACUGUCUGAUAUACCAUCGACUGUCAGCCAAUCAGCAUUCAGGGCUCGAACCACCCAGUGUAUAAAUGACCAUUAGUAUAUUACCAUAAGUAUGUAUAUAUUCCUGCUACCAGUCACUUUUCAGCCUGGUUUACAUGUAUAUUCUACUACCAGUCACUUUUUAUUUAUAAAUCCACCUCAACCGCUCCAGUACCCCUUCACAUUUAGUAUGGUACUGGUAGUGACCUGUAUGUGCUUGCAUUCUCGUGUUUCUAACUCACAUUGUAGUUUUUGUGUGGUUGACAUUUUUCAUAUUGUUGGGAAACAGCUAUCAAGGUACGGUUUUACACCUGCUGUAUCCUGUGCACGUGGCGAAUAAACUUUGAAACUUGAAAAUAAUAAUUCCCUUAACCCAAAAUGUAUAAUUAAUUUUGAGAACCGGAAUACAAGACUAGCUCCUUCCACUGAGGGACGAUAGUGAGUCGUUUUCAACGCAUAUCCUGCGAUAAGACACCACUGAGAAAGAAGAGUCUAAAACAUUUUUUUUUACAGUCUAUAGUGUAAACAGAAGGAUAUGGCCGACGAGAGGGGUGCAGGCGACAACAAUAUCAACGACAACAUGGGCAACCAACUACAACUCUUACCCGAAAAUGAAGAGGAAGAGGAGAAUGAGAUGGAGACUGAGGACCGUGACAGUGAGGAUGCAGAAAAACCAAACAUAAACUUUGACCCCAGUCUUCCAACUUCACAUGCUUACCUGGGCUCAGACAUGGAGGAGUUUCAUGGGCGCACGGUGCACGAUGACGACAGCUGCCAGACCAUCCCAGUGCUGCCGUUCACAGCUGUCAUGCUGAUCCCAGGACAGACCCUGCCGCUGCAGCUCUUCAGACCGCAGGAGGUCAGCAUGAUGCGAAGCAUUAUCCAGAGAGACCGCACCUUUGCUGUUCUCGCACACAGUGAAACAGGCGAGGUGCAGGCAGAGUUUGGGACGACGGCUGAGAUCUAUGCUUACCGGGAGGAGCAGGAGUACGGAAUUGAGACAGUCAAAGUGAAGGCAGUCGGACGGCAGCGGUUCAAGGUCCAUGAGAUCAGAACCCAAGCAGAUGGAAUCAGACAGGCCAAGGUGCAGAUCCUCCCCGAGCGGAUCCUUCCAGACCCCCUGACUGCAGUGCAGCUCACGCCCCUGUCCCGCCUCCACAUGCACCCCUCCUCCAGACCCCCAGCCCAGAGCUGCAAACAGGCCCAGCGCUGGUGGGCCACCUACCGCCAGAGGAAGUUCCACUGUGCCAACAUGACCUCAUGGCCUCCCUGGGUCUACGCCCUCUAUGACUCUGAGACUCUGAUGAAGAGAGUGAAGAGACAGCUCCAUGAGUGGGACGAGAACCUCAAGGAUGAUUCUCUCCCCACAAACGCUAUAGAUUUCUCCUAUAGAGUGGCGGCCUGUCUGCCCAUAGAUGAUGCCCUUCGGCUCCAGCUGCUGAAGAUUGGCAGUGCCAUCCAGAGGCUGCGCUGUGAGCUGGACAUCAUGGCCCGGUGCACCUCGCUGUGUUGCAAGCAGUGCCAAGAUACAGAGAUCACCACCAAGAACGAGAUCUUCAGCCUGUCUCUGUACGGCCCCAUGGCAGCCUAUGUCAACCCCCACGGCUACGUCCAUGAGACCCUGACCGUCUACAAAGCCAGCAACCUCAACCUGGUCGGUAGGCCGUCCACGCUCCACAGCUGGUUUCCAGGGUAUGCCUGGACGAUCGCUCAGUGUCGUACCUGUGCUUCACACAUGGGCUGGAAGUUCACAGCCACCAAGAAAGACUUGUCCCCUCCUCGUUUCUGGGGCUUGACCCGCUCGGCCAUGCUGCCCCGCAUCCCCCAGACUGAGGGUGAGGAGGGGGACGAGGGCUCCCGCCUGCUCUGCCUGUGACAACAUGGGGACCUCCCCUCCCCACCCCCCAUGUCCCCAACGGGUCUUCGAUCGCCCCACCCUGUCCACAGGGCAAGGGUCUCUAUUUUAGUAAUCGAUGCGUCCCGCCCAACCCCCUGACAGCCAUGGCAGCACAUUCAUCAUAUUAGUGUAAAGGUCAUCCUGCUUUAAAAUGGCAUUUUCUAACAUAGAGAGAGGGGGGCGAGAGAGAGCAAGGAGAUGGGAGGGGUGUUUUGUUCCUGACUGCAGGGACACUGGUGAUGGAAUGCGUUGCACAUCGACAGAUAGAUGUGGGGAAUGGAGCAAGAGAUUAGUUCUGCAACACGGCAUAUCUUCCCCAUAGCAUGCUACUCUUGACCUGUCUGUAUGGCUGUCUACUGUGGUCUGUGUCUGUGCUAUUUGCCACAGACACGGCACGCACCAGUGCAUUGCCACUUGCUCUUAAACAUAGUGGGUGUGACUUUGCAUGCGGUAUCCAGCUAGGUGUAUAUAGGCUUAUAGACAGCCAUCAAGAGGACCUUUAGUCCCCAUAAUCUAUCUCUAAACAAACCAAUCAAUAGAAAACCACUUGUGAUUCAGGUCCACUGUUUGUCCUUGAUGUGUUUCUCAGAGAAGCUCAGUCCAGCUGGAUCGGGUCAUGGAGAGUUAAACCAUGUUAAAUUCACGGUUUAGACUGUGUACGUACAUAUGAAAGUAUACUGCUUUUACAAGGAUGUAUCAUGCCUUUGUUUCAUAUGCUCUUGGAAUGAAUAUUAUGGAGUAAUUCAGAACAUGAACAUUGUAAGGAAGCUAUUGCUUUAUUUUGAAAUGCGUGGAAAUAUAUUAUUUGAUUGGUUAUCAUAUUUUCACAUUGUCUAAAAUGUACAGUAUAUGUAAUACACAUGUAGAGAUAGAGGUUUCUAUUUUGAAACGGGUGGAGGCCCAUUGAACUGCAAGACACUCCUUGAAGACAAGGAGUACCUCUGGUUAUUGAAGACUAGAGUUGGUCUGAUGCCUGGUGUAAUAUAGACUUGGAUAGCAGGGCACAAGGCAGUGGAGCCAGAGAUACUAGAAUUUCAGUCUUUCGCCAUGGUUCUUCUAUAUGUGAUGUUGCUGCACUAAGGGCAUGGCUGGAUGACGUGCCUAUGGUCCAAUUCAAUGUCUAAUGAGCCACACAAUUAAAUGGGACAUUGUGUUAAUUAAUCUGUAUUGGUUGAAAAUGGCAACAUCAUAUCAAGUGUUACCUACAUAACUAUAUUUUUGUUUAGAUCAAUGUAUUUGUUUUAAAUUAAGAAUUGUAUUCCUUGCUGAUGUACAAGGUUAUUUUGGCUCAUGUUUGUAAGUAACCAAUAAGAAUCAAUGAUAGCAAUUCUGGUCUGAUAUAACUGAUUUAUCUAUGUAGAACCUCAACACUCUUGCCCCUCCCAUUGCAGUGUAUUUCCAUUUUAGAACAUGUAAUACAUGAUUGAUUUGUUCAGCUCGAUUAUCAACAUUUGAGUAAAGUAAUUCCACGCAAUAAGAAAUGUUCUACAAUACGA
Salvelinus fontinalis (brook trout) is the source of this 6188-nucleotide messenger RNA. RefSeq names its product cereblon (gene crbn). NCBI's taxonomy places the organism in Eukaryota, Metazoa, Chordata, Actinopteri, Salmoniformes, Salmonidae. The record is from RefSeq and is a predicted model, not a curated record. The coding region runs from base 3331 to 4671 and encodes 446 amino acids. The transcript is spliced from 14 exons. Gene Ontology annotation, biological process: protein ubiquitination. Gene Ontology annotation, cellular component: Cul4A-RING E3 ubiquitin ligase complex.